Messenger RNA from Geosmithia morbida, 369 nucleotides. RefSeq names its product Zinc Finger Protein. Gene Ontology annotation, cellular component: mitochondrial intermembrane space. Lineage: Eukaryota; Fungi; Ascomycota; Sordariomycetes; Hypocreales; Bionectriaceae. The record is from RefSeq and is a predicted model, not a curated record. Gene Ontology annotation, biological process: protein import into mitochondrial intermembrane space. Bases 1 to 369 code for a protein of 122 amino acids. The transcript has 3 exons. Gene Ontology annotation, molecular function: zinc ion binding.
AUGUGCAAGCACGUUCUCAACGCCCAAGUGGCCAUCCGAUCACCUUGCUGCCGCAAGUGGUUCGACUGCGCCGAAUGCCACGCCGAGCAGGAAUCCCACCCCCUCCAACAGACCUUUGACCUAGUCUUCGCCUGCAAGAAGUGCAAAAAAUGCUUCCGCAAGGACGCCCGCGAGUUCGAGGAUAGCGACGAGUACUGCCCCCACUGCGACAAUCACUUCAUCAUCGAGGCCAAGACGCCCAAGCCCCUCUUGUCGAUCGAGGGGGAGGACGCCCGCAAGGACAACAGAAUGCUCAAGGACGAGAGGGUCAGGGAUAAGGCGAUGAAGACCAUCUUUGAUCCUACGGAGGGGGCCGACACGCUUGGUUGA